AAAUAUUAGCAUAUACCUAUACGCUGCACGCGAUACACGUUUUUUAUUGUGGUAAUUUAUAUAUUAGGAAGCUCCUCCCACGAGGGCUAGAGUGGCAAUGGUGUGUGUAUUGCAGUAGACAUGUUGAUUGUCCCAGGGAUGGAGGUGUGAACCGCAGUCCCCUCGCUAAUACACAGUCACAAUGUCUUUGUGGAACCGAGCACAGCAGUUGCCUCCAGAUGCACUUCGCCAAGUCCAAAAUGUUUAUGGUGAACAAUUCCCAAUUGAGGUUCGACAUUACCUGGCUGGAUGGAUUGAAGAUAAGAUGCAGCAAUGGAAUGAAAUUGAUCCUGACAACGCAGGCCACAGCCAGUUUGCACAUUCAUUAGUAUCGCAGCUAGUCCAGGAAAUGGAAACCAAAGCUCUCAGUUAUAGCAGCAAUGAGGACCUUUUCCUCGUUCGUAUACGCCUGGAUGAAGCUGCAAAUUUAUUUAAGACACGGUACCUGAAUAGUAAUCCACUUGCUUUAGUGUCCAUUAUACGUGAGUGCCUCAAAACAGAACUUCACUUGGUUCAGCAACACGAAAACAUGUUGGGAGGUGUUGCCCAUGUAGCCAACAUGGUUGUUGAACCAUGUGCAGAAAUAGUUAGUGAACUCGAAAUAUUACUUCGGCGAACUCGUGAAACGGCAGAUGAAUUGAGACAUCUGGAACAGGAACAGGAAUCAUUUGCCCUACAGUAUCACGAUUGUGCAAAAAUUAAUGCUCAUCUAUCUCACAUUCAAGGUCAAGAAAGAACGGCGCAGAAUCGAGAAGUGGAACAGAACUUGAGGAGGCGAAAAGAAAUUGGUGAACAACAGUUGGCUCAGAAGGUGUCGGGAUUGCUGCAGCGACGCAUGGACCUGGCAGAGAAGCACAAGGGAACCAUCGAUCGCCUAAACAGUCUUCAGCAGCGGAUUCUUGAUGAAGAACUCAUUAACUGGAAACGGGAACAACAAAUGGCAGGGAACGGAAAACCAUUUAACCAAAAUAAACUUGAUCAGAUACAAGAAUGGUGUGAGGCAUUGGCAGAAAUAAUAUGGUUGAAUCGGCAUCAGAUUAAGGAAUGUGAACGUCAUCAAACAAAAAUACCUAUAACACCGCCCGGAGGCGUUGAUAUGCUACCUACUCUCAACUCUCAUAUUACACGUCUUUUGUCUUCUCUUGUCACAAGCACAUUCAUCAUUGAGAAACAACCACCACAAGUGAUGAAAACAAACACGCGGUUUACAGCUACAGUGCGGUUGCUGGUGGGUGGCAAACUUAAUGUCAACAUGACGCCACCUCAGGUUCGAGUAUCUAUCAUCAGUGAAGCACAAGCCAAUGCACUAUUAAAGAAUGAUCAGAUGAACAAAGGUGAACAGUCAGGAGAAAUUCUAAAUAACACAGGCACCAUGGAAUACCAUCAGGGCACAAGACAACUAUCUGUUAGUUUCCGCAACAUGCAGCUGCGCAAAAUUAAACGAGCUGAAAAGAAGGGCACAGAGUCUGUUAUGGAUGAGAAGUUCUCCUUACUCUUCCAAUCACAGUUCAGCGUUGGUGGUGGUGAACUUGUUUUCCAAGUGUGGACAUUGUCGUUACCAGUUGUGGUGAUUGUCCACGGCAACCAAGAGCCUCAUGCGUGGGCAACAGUUUCAUGGGACAAUGCUUUUGCGGAACAAGGGCGCAUACCCUUCACAGUCCCGGAGAAGGUACCAUGGCCCCAGAUUGCAGAUAUGUUGGAUUCCAAAUUUAAGUCUGCCACUGGUCGAGGACUGACUGAUGAUAACCUUAAGUUCUUAGCAGGCAAGGCUUUCAGGAGUCCCCAAGUGCAAGACUUCAAUAAUAUGUACUUGUCAUGGUCGCAGUUUUGCAAGGAGCCACUGUCAGAGCGUAACUUUACCUUCUGGGAAUGGUUCUUUGCUGUUAUGAAGGUUACAAGAGAACAUCUGCGCCAGCCUUGGAAUGACGGUUCAAUAAUGGGAUUUGUUGGGCGUCGUCAAGCAGAGGACAUGUUAAAAAAUUCCAUAUCUGGCACUUUCCUUCUGCGUUUUUCUGAUUCAGAGCUAGGGGGUGUCACAAUUGCCUGGAUGUAUGAAGAUACCACGAAGGCUGGUGAUCAGCGCGAUGUGUUCAUGCUUCAACCAUUCACAAGUAAAGCCUUUGCUAUCCGUCCUCUUGCUGAUGUGAUUGCUGAUCUAAAGUAUCUGCUCUUCUUGUACCCUAACAUACCUAAGGAGCAAGCAUUUGGGAAGUACUACACACCUAUGGCAGAACAGCAACCAUCAGUUAACGGCUAUGUUAAACCUCAUCUGAUCACUCACGUCCCAGGAUGGUCAGGUGCAGGGUCAAUGGAUUCUUAUCCCAACACUCCACAGCCAAUGUGCCAAAUGCAUGAUGGUGGCAUGGGUGACCCUCCGUCCGUCAGUUCAAACCCCUCCGAUUGUGUGUCCACAAUGCCCUACAACGACACUGAUUAUCCCGACAUCCUCGAUAACCUGCCAGAACCAGACUUCACUGAUAUCAACCUCGACUUCCUCCCACCCAACUUUAUGAAGCUUCAGUGAAGUUGUUAAAUGUAGCAUCUGUUCUUUUUUUCCAAUAUUAUCUUGGAAAUGAAGUGAUUGAAGGGGCAGGAGCCAUCAGUAUCAUUGGAGAACCAGGAAAUAGUCAAAACUGAAUUUAUAUUUUUCAUUAAAAUUUGAUUAAAUUCAUACUUUAUUUUUAUUGAAAUGCUAUGUGAUGCAAUUGUCAAUUUGAUUUGUCUUUAAUACCAGAAAGCAACAGCAUGUUGAAAAUAAUUUAAAGGAUGAACUUUUACUGUUAUACACAGUAAGUAUGUUAGAUUUAUGUUGUUGCCCCAAGUUUGUGAACUCUUUAUACAAAGAUUAUAUGAUAUAAAAUUACAACAUUUCCACAGUACUAAGGUAUCCAUGUGAAAAGCAAGCCAAGAAACACGUCAUUGUAGUUGUGGAUCAAAUAAAAUGUGAUUAGGGUUUUGCAAAUAUUUUAUGUAAUACAUAUAAAUUUCUUAUUCAAUAUUCACUGGAUAUUUUGGUUACUUUUUCCUUUUAUUUGGAUGGAUUGCUUGGUGCUUGCACUGUUUUGAGAUGUAUUUUGCACUUGCAUAGCAAAGGGAGAGAUGGAUUUUGGAAUCAAUCAUGGUCAAAGUGUAAUUUACCUCAUUUGGAUUUUUAUUAAACAAAUUUGUCAAUGAGGAAUACAAGGAAAUAAUUGUUAUUCAUAAUGUUUUUGUUAUUUUUGUUAGAUUGAAAGUGUAAGUAUGGUUAGCUUAUGUUUUCACUUUUAUGAUUAUUGUUUUGUAAAUGAAAUGCUGUUAACUCCUAUAUAAACAAAAUACAAUUGGUUGUUCAGACUUCAUUAGUAGGUACCCGGGGGUGUUUGCUCACACCAACAUAAAAAUAAAUGACAAAGAAUUACUUUAUAGUUUUAAGUAAUUUAACAUAAAUUUGUCGAUCUUUUGUAUUGUGCAUGACAUGUUGGUACAUGAUAUGUCUUUGAGUUUAACUUAAGCAUUUGUGCAGUGUUUUCUGUGGUUUCCUGUACUCUCCAAGAGGAAGAAAAUGAUUCUUCCUCUAACUCGAGCAGGAUUGCUGGAACUUUGGGUCUCGCUCAGUGAUUCAGUAAGGUACUAGAGAGAUUUGAAAUAUUAUUGUUGCCAACUGUGAAAUGUGAGGAUUAAUGCUUGGAGGGAAGUUGAAACACUCCAGGGUACUAAUGUAGGGUUAAAGUAUCUUAAGAAAUAUUUCUAUCAUGUAUGAUGCUUUGUAUAUUAAGAGAAGACUGGUUCUUGUAGAAUCUUUGUCUGAUGUUAUGUUUUUCUGUAAAAAAAAAUUUAUGUACAGUAAAGGAUGGAUGUACAGUAUUAAUAAAUUUUAUAUUACAGUACUAGGGUAGAAAGUGCCUGAACAACAUGUUUGAAGAGCUUUUAGAAUCUUGAAAUUUUUAAUUAUGGUUAUAAAGGAGUUGUGGAGGUACUUUUGAGGGAGUUAUUAACAGGAACUGCCUCCUGUUAACCGAGGUUAACAGGAACUGCCUCCUGUUAACCGAGGUUAACAGGAGGGAGGUAUAUUCUACGUAAAUUGUUGCUGAUUUUACAGUAGAAGGAAAGGUUGUCUUGACUAGAUGAUAUGGCUUGAAACUAAAGAGAGACAAAAUGUUAUUGUCAGUACUCAAGUGUAUCUGCACAUGACUAAUAUGCUUUGUUAAAGCAGUUUGGGAAAGUUGCUAGCAAUUAAUCCUUUUGUCUUUAAACCAAGAUGGUAUUAUCUGAGGUAAUGUACAUUAUUAUGUGAAGAAGAUUGUUAAGGUGUGUAUGAGCUUGGAAAAAGCAGAAGAGGAAGUUAACAAGGAAGGAUGUGGGAGAGUGAUGACCAUGAGAUGAGUUACCCAAGUUCUGUUAAAUGCUGAGAAAUGAUUCUAUGUAGGAAGUAGUGCAGGUGCAAGAGUUUUGUAAUAAGUGACUGGCUGGAUGUUAAUGUAGGUGUAUGCUAGGGUUGUGUGAUGUCACUUUGGUUUUUCUAUACUGAAUACUAAGAAUAUUAGAGAAAGGUAUUGACCUAGUAUACAUGUGCUGUAACUGGAGUAUGCCAGAUUGAUUGUAUGUAUAUGAUACAGUUCUUUUAGUAUAAUGAGAAAUGUUGACUAGUUAAACAUAAGAGAGAAAUGUUGAAAGUAACUGUGAAAAGAAAGUGAAGUUAUGGUAGUGAAGAGAGGUUGAGAGUAAGGGAAGCCAAGGAAGGAAGGUGUCUGGUGCAAUCAAGUCCCCGGUGAGAAACAACAAGAUACAACCAGAGGGCUUGAUCUGUGGACAGAUGGGAAACAAUGGUAUGUGAUAUGAAAAUAAUUAAGAUUUAGAGCAGUAGAAAUGGAAAAAUCUGAGAAGUAUGUAUGGUAUUAGAAUAGAUAUAGUAAAGAUGAUCUGGAGGAAUUAGCAGUACAAAUGUUGAUAAAUGGCAAGAUACAGGAGAACAUACCAAAAUGGUUUGGACAUGCCAACUGAAUGGAUUAUGGUGGACUGGUGAAUUAUGUGUAUUAAAGUGAAUUUCAGAGUAUGGUGAACGAAAAGACUAUGAUGGACAUGAUGAUCGAGUGUGAGAGAGGAAGUGGGGAUUGAGAGUGAGCGAUGCAUGGAAUAUGGUGAGAGGUAAGACGGUGUGAGAGAGGUUUUGUAAGGUGGGAGUGAAUGUACUUGUUUAUUUGUGUAUAUGCCAGUUGACAAGGAGCAUUGUACCCUGGUGCUGCUGUAGGUGACUGCUGUUAUGGCAGUGUGUGUGUGUGUGUUUAUCCGUGAUUUUCUGUAGUGUGCAUGACAGUGAAUGGAGAAGUGCAUGAUUGUUGUUUUAUGAAUAUACUGUAUGUAACUUUCUUUCAUUAUAUUCCCCAUUUUCUUAAGGUUGAUGUCUUCCCACCCCAUGUAAAUGGAAAAUGAAGUAAUGAUGAUAAUUAAUGUAUGAGAAAAUUAAAGGGGUAUGUAGCUUAUUUAAAAUGUACAGUUAAUCUUAUGUAGGUGAGGAUGGUGGAAUAUAGGCAUUUUUUUUCUUUUUUUUUCUUUUUUUCUUUUUUUUUUUAAGGAAUACACAUGUGAUUCCUUAAUCACACUACAUCUAAGAUUUAAUUUGACAAAGUCAUAUGUUUGGAAGCGAUAUUUUAUUUUUCCUCUUCUCUCAUAUUUUCAAGCAGAUGUAUAAUACUUUAUCUGUAGAAUAUUAACCACUGAAUAUUGGAUUGUUUGAACUGGGGCUGCAUCAGUGUUUGACGAUGUUGAGGCUCAACAUAUGAGUACCUAGUACCGUAUGUUAGUUUAGGAACAGUGCACAAGUGCCACUUGAAUGGCCUGACACAAUUUUUCCAGUCAACUAUACAUUUAGGUUAAUGUGUCAAUGAGUAUCGCAUGUACAUACUUAAUUGUUGGCCCAAUUUAUAACAAAAAUCUCUCGCCACUUUGUAAUAGGAAGAUGGAAAUGUCAUUGGCUUAGUUACAUGUCGGUCACACAGGACUAACUCUUGUAAUGGAACACCGUCCAGAUUGCAUUGUUAUGCUCAUAGUCAUCCAUCUUUCGGUUGAAUGUCCUGACUUUUGGGGGUGACUGUUUUGUUUUGUCGUUGUUCCUAUAUGCCAGCCUACAGAAAGUGUGUAUGCAAGAAUAGUAGUGACAUGAGAACAUUGAUGGGAAGAAAAGGUAGGAGCAGUGCUAGAGCAGACAAAGUGUUGGAAGAAAGACAGAAAAUGUCAGGGAAAAGCUUGCUUAAAAGUAAUGUACUGUAUUGCAUAGAUAUGAUGUACAUGUAAUUAUUUAAGGUGAGGGAAGAAGACUGCUUGGAUUACAUUCAUGGAUAGUAGUAAAUAUCACUAUAGAUGUACUGUACUGUCAGUAGAUGGUUAAACAAUAUAUUUUUAACUAAAAAAUAUGCACGGUUGUUUUAAGAUAAAAUUAAUUUAAUUCCCAGCAUAAGCAUAUACAGUAUAUAUAUCUUAAGCCUAACCAUAAACAGCACAGAGGUGUGUGUGUGCACUAUAUCUCUCAAUUGGAGUAGUGUAUUUUUAUUAAAGUUCAUAUUUUCUGGGAGGUGCAGUAUUUGAAAUCUCCAAAGUGGGCUGACAAAUAAAAGUGAGUUUCAUCUUUGAGGAAGAAGUGCACAAGUAACAAGUAUUUUAUGAAUGGAACACAUGCAAUGUUCUGUAAAAUAAACAAAAAGCACCACGAAGUUCUAAAUAUUAAGGGUUCAGAGCAGCAAAUGUUAAGGUAGCUUAAUGAGUUUCCAGUACUGAAUGGUAUUGCAAAUUUUGAAUAACAAUUCAAAUGAAAAGACAAGCAGAAGUAAAUGAUUAAUAUGAAAAUUGGCCUUGCUGUACUAAAGAUAUUAGGUUAUGUGAAGGAAAGAUUGAUGCUUGUUGUGCAGUCUGGCUAUGGUAACAGGCUUGGAAUAGCUGACCAGUUAGUUGCUUGUGAGAACAGGCCUCAAAUACUUUGAGAGCUUUAUUAUGUAUUUGAAUUGAAGUACUGUAUCAAGAUGGUACAGUACUUAAUAAUACAAAAUAAAUUGUCCAUUUGUUAGUCCUAUACAACAUACUGAAUUAAAAUAAAUUGUAUUUGAAGUUUG
Molecule: messenger RNA, 7121 nt
Organism: Procambarus clarkii (red swamp crayfish)
Lineage: Eukaryota; Metazoa; Arthropoda; Malacostraca; Decapoda; Cambaridae
Gene: Stat92E
Product: Signal transducer and transcription activator Stat92E
Biological process (GO): regulation of cell population proliferation; cell surface receptor signaling pathway via JAK-STAT; regulation of transcription by RNA polymerase II
Molecular function (GO): RNA polymerase II cis-regulatory region sequence-specific DNA binding; DNA-binding transcription factor activity, RNA polymerase II-specific
Source: RefSeq, a predicted model, not a curated record